AAGGGUCGAGAGGAGCGGUCUGUUUGAAAGAUGGUGUAUAUUGAUAUGUAGGAACUGAGUUGCACUGAGCCUGGUUUCCCCUGUGCGCAGGAGUGUGACACUGUCGUAGGAGACCGAAACAUGUGGUUGGUUUGUCUCUGAGCAGAUACUGCUGUUAGUUAUUGCCCGCCUGCAUUUGGAGAGUUAGGGAACGAUUUGCAGGAAGCCUGUUCACUUCCUCCACGUCUCUUUCCCCCGUGGAGAAGGUACAUUUAAAAUGCUCCCUGCUUCUGUUGCCCUGAGACUGGCUGCGUUUGGCUUGAGACCGGGACACUGGCUGCAAACCCCGCUCUCAAACCUCACCCACUGCAGGCAGCUGGCUGCUUCCCGGCCCCAGAACCCUCCCGGCUCUUCCCUGGAUAUCUCGGCGAUGUUAGGGCCGGAACCGAGUGAAGCUGUGCUAAAAGAGCCGAGCAGGAGGCAGCCCCGGCACAGCUCAUUGCUCCUGUUCCCCGGCCAGGGCAGCCAGUUCGUGGGAAUGGGCAAAGGGCUCCAGAAAUACCACAACGCCAGGCAAAUGUUCGCAGCAGCCCAGAAGAUCCUGGGCUAUGACCUGCUUUCUUUGUGUGUGAAUGGACCGAAGGGAGAGUUAAAUAAAACUGUUCACUGCCAACCAGCAGUUUUUGUCACGUCCUUAGCUGCAGUGGAAAGGUUGCAUCAUGAAAACCCUGAAGCUGUUGAGAAAUGUGUUGGAGCAGCAGGAUUCAGUGUGGGAGAGUUUGCUGCCUUGGUCUUUGCAGGAGCAAUAGACUUUGCUGAAGCUCUCCAUGCAGUGAAAGUGCGGGCAGAGGCUAUGCAGGAGGCAUCAGAAUCCAUUCCCAGUGGCAUGUUAUCUGUUAUGGGGCAGGCGGAAUCCAAAUUCAAGUAUGCCUGCCUGGAGGCUCAAGAACAUUGCAAGACAUUGGGAAUCGAGGAUCCUGUGUGUGAAGUGGCUAACUACCUCUUUCCCAAUGGACGCGUGAUUGCUGGAAAUUUACAGGCUCUUAAAUAUUUGCAGCAGAAUUGCCAAAAGUUCCACUUUCUGCGAACUAAACUUCUGCCAGUCAGCGGUGCCUUCCACACCCGCCUCAUGGCAUCAGCAACUGAGCCACUCCGUAAUAUCUUGAAGGAAAUCAGCAUUGAGAAACCUCUGAUAUCGGUCUACUCCAACGUGGAUGCCAAAAAAUACAUGAACAGUAAACACAUUCGGCAACUUUUGGUGAAACAGCUGGUGAUGCCUGUAAAAUGGGAACAAACUAUGCAUGCUAUGUAUGAACGAGAACAGGGGAUUGAUUUUCCAGAUACAUAUGAGGUAGGUCCAGGGACCCAGCUUGGGACCAUGUUGAAAAACUGCAACCUGAAGGCUUGGAGAUUCUAUCAACAUAUAGAUGUGAAAUUAAAGGAUGAGACUGAGGAAGAAUGAAGUAUUUUUUGUGCAGAAAAACUGAUAAAAGAUGAAUUUUUCUUGCUGUUAAUUAUCGAACAUUUCACUUUUGCCUGAUGUGUUCCAUCAGGCUGAAAGCAAUUUGUACAACUUGAACUGGUAGAAAUUGCUUUUUGCAAUUAAGUGGUGGUUUAAUGACUUUACAGAGACAAAAGAUACAGAAAGUGAACUGUUGAGUUGUAACUGUGCUGAAGGUGAUGUGUAGAAUUUGAAUCUACAAGGAGUUAUAUUGUCUGUCAGAAAUUGAGAAGGAUUGUUAGGACAUAAGAUCUCUCAGAUGGCCCAAAUAAAAUAAACACAAGAAAAUGUCUGGCUGAAAACCUAA
Rhincodon typus (whale shark) is the source of this 1787-nucleotide messenger RNA. It is a transcript of the gene mcat, whose product is annotated as malonyl CoA:ACP acyltransferase (mitochondrial). The coding region runs from base 257 to 1441 and encodes 394 amino acids. NCBI's taxonomy places the organism in Eukaryota, Metazoa, Chordata, Chondrichthyes, Orectolobiformes, Rhincodontidae. The record is from RefSeq and is a predicted model, not a curated record. The transcript has 4 exons. Gene Ontology annotation, molecular function: transferase activity.